Molecule: messenger RNA, 5570 nt
Organism: Caretta caretta (loggerhead turtle)
Lineage: Eukaryota; Metazoa; Chordata; Testudines; Cheloniidae
Source: RefSeq, a predicted model, not a curated record
GUAGCUAUUUGAACAAUUUUAAACAAGUACACAUUAAUUCCUAGAGCAAAUUUGUACAUGGAAGAAACCUGUAUUUAUCAAAGACAUGAUAACUUCAGCUUUUGUUGAUGAUUUCUGUUACUUUCUGUUCUUAUUCUUCCAUCAGUGCAAAGUACUGUACCCUAACUGAGAGAUUGGGCCACAAGCCCUUUGGAAGUGUGAUGGAUUGGCAGGCUGACUGGUGCUGAGCCAUACUAUAUUUGAUAGUGCAUGUGUGCAGAGCAAACUGAGCUUUAAAGCAAAUAUUUUUCAAACUGGUGAUAACAUAUAUGCUGAGUGCCCCACAUAAUCUGGGAUACAGGGCAUAUAACAACACCGAACAAGGGUUAGAUAACUAUAAAUAAAAAUAUACACAUUUUAAACUAACUUUUUUUGUUUUCCUUUUUGGAUUUCACUCCAAACUCUACCUUUCCCCAGUAUAACACUGUCCAGUUCUUGUUCUCCCACCCCACUCCAGAAUGCCUCAUUCUGUGCCAUCACAGAUACCAGGAAAUUUGGCACACCAACAAACACUGCCAAUAAGAGGUUACCUAAAUGGUUUUUAAAAAAAAAUCCACAUUUUUUUAAAAAACAAUUUUAUAACCUUAAGAAUAUAAAAUAAAUUAAACUUUUCAAGAACAUACCAUGUCAUGUUUUAAAUACUGUUUACUUUUGAUGUUCCAUAAUGCAGUGUGCCUUCCUAAUAUUUUUGUCAUAACAGCAAUAUGAUCUGUGUCAUCAUCACAGAACUGGAGACAUGGGAGGAGGAACCUGAAAUGGGAUCCCAUUUGGGUGCUCAAUGUUAUACGUCAAAUGCUGUUCUGUCUCAGGCUGUCUUGAGACAUGCAAACAACUUUCAGGGUUAAACUAUUUUUUUAAAUAAUCCUUUGCAGGUCACAUUUAGGUAAAGAGGAUUCUCCCCCAUUUUAUUUAUUAUUUGUAAUACAGUAGCAUGUACGGACCCAUCUCAGAUUGGAGCCCUAUUGUGCAAUGCAGUGUGAAAACACAUAAUAAGAGAGUCCUUGCCCCAGUGAGUUAACAUUUUACAUAGAGAAGAUGAAGGGUUCAGGAGAAGCAGAGUAUGACAUACAAGCAGAGUGAAAAAUGUGAGAGGCUGCAAACAUUACGUUAAUUUUCAGAUUUUGUUGUGGUGGUGUUUCGGAUUUGGGUAGGGUUUUGUUGAGAAGAAAUUAGUGUGUAUAUAUAUGUACAUAACCUAUAUGGACCAGGAAAGGAGCCAAUAUGACCCUAAAGGAGAUUAACCCUACAAGAGUAAGUGGAUUGGGGUAGCCUUUGGACAAGAGAAGCAAGUGCGGUCCCUCUUCAGGAAGUUUAUUUUAUGUUGCCAAGUAGAUCGGAAAAGGGAUGGAAAAUUGCUAAAGACUGUUCAAAUAUCACACACCUGUCCUGUAACUUGACAAAGGAGUAUGAAGACUAUACUGAUACCUACAUAGCAAUGGUUCAGAGCUUCACAGAACAUGGAGUAUUAAGUUCAUCUGUAUCUGAAUUCAGUCCAUAUAGGUCCACAUACUUGGGUCCACCAGAAGUUAAUCUUACUGCUUGUACAACCUGCAUAAAUGUGAUAGUAAAACUUCCAGCCGCGUAUUUAAAAGAAAAAUCUUUAAUUGAUGUAUAUCAAGAACUUGAUUAUAUGACAAUAGUGGAAUCAUUUGAUAGAAAGGAAAAGAUUCCUAUUAAGAAUGAAACCUCUGAAGAAAGCUUUAGCUAUGUUGUUGGAAGCUUGCAUUCAUAUACAAAUUAUUGUGUGUCUGUUGCUGUGGCUGCAUCAAUAAACCAUCAUUCCAUCCCUUCGGCCUUGAAAUGUAUAAUCACCCCGUCCAACACUCAACCAGGUUAUGGUAUAAUUCCAAUCCUAAGUGGUGGACUUGUUUCAUUGGUAAUAGGCAUCUUCCUGCUAGGACUGUAUAAAGGAGGUUUCAUUUGCUUGAAAAGUAAACCGUGGCCAAAAGUCUUGGAAACCACAAAUAACUUACAUUGCUCAGUGCAUGAACCUGAUCCUGAAAAAAUGUGCUCUGUGCAAGUCAUGUAUAAAGAGAUGAAAAAAAAAGAGUGGGAAUACAGUUAUGAUGAUGAUAGCGAAAGUGAUAGUGAAAAUUCUGGUGAAUAUACUAGACAUGACAUCUUGGGCAGCGUUCCAAGUUCCCAUGCCAAAUCAAACACCUUCGUGCACCAGACUAUAGACUAUCCAUCUGCAGAGAGAAGCAGUGAAGCAAUUGAACUUCUGGGUUCUGAGGCAGACAAUUCUGAAGAGCAUCAAUCUGUCAUUAGCGAAAAUGAAAGCACAAGUAGAGUGUUCUUUCAUCCUUCAUCUGAAGUAAACAGUUCGUCAACUUCUGGGUUAAGUAACAGUGCUUGCUUUAACAUAAACUUAAAUACUGUGAUGCUGAGAGACCCUGACAAGACCUGGGAUGAUUCUGCAACAUUAAUCUCCCAGCAAAAGGAUGCAGUUGACUUUCAAGAUUCUAGUGCUUCUGAUGCACUUGAAUCAAAAUUUUUUACUAACACAGUAGAUGUUAAGAAGCCAGAUUGUCAUAACAUCUCACAUGAAUUGCAAAAACCUACUAUCUCAGAUGAAAGUGAUGCAUCAGAUUCUGAAUACAUAAGGAGAUGAAUUGGCGAAAGCUAGAACCACUUUAUAAAACACGAAUAAACAACUGGUCAUGUUUCAGAGUUUCUCUUUCUGGUUUGAACGUACAAUUCAGCUUCUGAUGAACUCUGCAUAUUUUAAAUUCUAAAUAUAUGCCUGUACAUUAUAAAAGCAUGCAGGACUCAUAUAUUAAUUAACAGUGUUUUGGUAGCUUAGGGCUUCUCUACACUAGGGGUUUAGUCCAGUCUAACUCGAGUUAGUGCAGAUUGAAAAUACCUGUGUACACAUGAGGCAAACCCUAACCCUUGGUGCAAAUUCUGGAGUCCUCCUUCAAAGUGUACUAAGUUCAGUGAAAAUUGAGUUAGUGCAGACUAUCACUCAUAUCUGCACAAUGUUGCUACAUGGUACUUUAGCACUCCUCCAACAUCUGUCCGACACUGCUUUGUGGGGUCAAAUGAUAGGUAUGUGGGCACCAUCAGUUGCCCAAUACAAUCAGGAGCCAUCAAUAAUCUCCUGAGCAUUACCAAGAUUUAUAACCUGGUGCAACAGUACCUUCUGCGUGGCAGCACACACCUGCGUGACAAUGCCUCCAACAGUCGAUUGCCCCACAUCAAAUUGGUUGGCUAUGGACCAGUAACAGUUGGGGUGGCCAGCUUCUCAGUGGGUUAUGGGACUUUACAUGUUGAUAUGGUGCCACUGCAGCUAGUUCAGCACAGAUCUCGGAAAAGAUUGCCUUCACUGUCCUGAAAUUCUGUUGCCACGGCUGGUCAUCCCGGAUCUGCAGAACAAUCCUCUCCCACCAAUCAAUGCUGCUUUCCUGAGCGCAGAAAUGGCACAGCACCAAGUGGAAACUGCUCCAGGAAGAGUAGAAUAGUAGUUGCUCGAUGUCCUGCUCAUUCCUCUGCUACUGUUGCUGGUAGGUGAUUGGAGGCCAAAGCCACCCAGCACUGAGAACUCAAAUAAAGUCCAGACAGCCUCUGAGUAUAAUCAUAGUUGCCAGAAUCGUGGUGUGGAGCAUUGUUGCCUCCAUGCUGGCCAACAGCAGUUCGAAAACGAUGCUAGCCUUCCCAGAUAGAGAGGAAUCGAAUCAGGGUAGAUGGAGCAAAACAUGGAAUUCUGAAUUUUACCUUAAGUCCCAGAAUUCCUCUGGUUUCUGCAAUGCAUUUCACAGUGUGCAACAAGACAAAUCCCAGAAUGCACACAGUUCAACAGCAAAGCAAAGGACCAUUGGAUACUCACCCAAAAUGCCACAUGCUUAGUACGCUCAAAGCCUCCACCAUGUGUACGAAAUGAUGCGAAUUGAAAGAGGGCACAGCUGUCCCGUAUACAUGCUGUUAGAGCAACUUCUAUAUUGUGCACCAACUGAUAUGCAUCAGCUGGAACAAACUAAACCCGUUGUUCAGACAAGCUUUUAGUGUACAAUACUAGCUUUAUUUCACACACAAAAGCGAAGUACAGAUCUGAAGGUAAAUAUAUGUAGCAACAGUAUAUUGCAGUUAUUAAACUUUGUGAAUUCUCACACAUUGUGGUCCACAGACAAGUCCACUUUAAGUGUUUAAUAAGUAGUAAACCUUUACCAAAAAUUCACCGUGAGAAACAGAAAUAAUGAUGUUACCAUAUGGGUGGUUUCACCACAAAGUAAUCUCCACAAGCAGUCUCUGGAAGGUCUGCUCUAUAUUGGUGGUUACUUUUAAAUAUGUUUUAACCAUUGCAAACAAUAGAGUAAUGCUGCAUUCCUGUAAAUGAAUUAAUCCUACACAGAAGCUGUUUAUGCAGAGAAAGCUGAUUAAGUGAAAACCAUGGGAAAAGAAUGAAAACUGCCAUUGUUUCUGAACUGUAUCUCCUAUAUUGAUAACAUUUAAACAGAUUCAGCAUUUACCGCAAUCUAUAGUGAAACCGAGACCAGACAGCUAGUAGAUGGUCAUAGCACAUUUGGUGGGUUCAGACCCAGAAAGAGCACUCUCUUUUAAAAGUCUUCAGUAUAAAAUAAGACAUUAUUAUUUUUCCACAAAGCAUAUUUCAUUGCAAAACACUGACGGUGAAAUCUUGGUCCCAUUUAAGGUCUGGUCUACACAACAGAGUUAUGUUGACACAAGGCAGCUGACAUUGACCUAGCUAUGGAAGUGUCUAGACUUACAUUUCUCUCCCACCGACAUUAACUGCACUGCUAUGCCGACUUCAUAACUCCACCUCCACGAGUGGCAUAGAGUCAAGAUUGAUGUAGUUAGGUUAACACAGAGUCCGUGUAGAUACUGCAUUGCGUAUGUUGACUAUUACUGGGUUUCAGGAGCCAUUCUAAAAUGCCCCACACUGACAGUACAAUCCAUAAAAAUGUUCCUGGUGAGGAUGCGCACUACCGACACAAGGAGCAAAGUGUGGACAUGCACAAGCAGUGUAAUUAUUGCAACAGCUGUAUGCCGAAGUAAGUUAGGUUGAUUUAAAUUUGUAAUGUACAUAUGGCCUUUGUCAAUGGGACUUUUGUCAUAUGUUUCUUUGGGGCCAGGAUUUCACUUGAUAAUUAAAGCAGUUUAAAAUAGUAUAAGGUAUUAAGAAAUACUACAGAACAUAUUUAGACUUGUACCAUAGAUACAAAAUCUUUAUCAGAAGUUAAAGUGUGAACUUCUAAUGCAAUGUAUGAUGCUGCAUGGAAAUAUUCCUUUUUGUAAUGACAUAACCAGGAACUGUGUAUGUGCCAGAAAGUAUGUAAACCAGGAAACACACAAUAUUUUAGGAGCAGAGUUCAAGCUGCUAAAAUAAUUCAACAGAUCAUUCCUAACUGGUAAUGGAAGUGGAUGUCUUUGUGUGUGUUUGUUUUUAUUUUAAUUACCUUAUUACGUUUUAUAUAUUUUUUUACAUUUUUUUAAAAUGAUCGGCUACCACAUUGUAUUUUUGAGGUGUAGUAAAUGCCUUUUUAAAAUCAAUAAAAGUUUUUGAAAAUGUCUAA